UCGGCAGCCGGAGCUGCAGCAGUCCGCGGGCAGGGAGCGCCCGCCGCCGCCGCUAUGGCCCACUCGGUGGUCCUGCGUGGCCCUUCGCCGUGGGGCUUUCGCUUGGUGGGCGGUAAAGACUUCAGCGCCCCGCUGACCAUCUCCAGGAUUAACCCUGGCAGUAAAGCAGCCAUGGCAGACUUGUGCCCAGGAGACAUUAUUCUGGCAAUUAACGGAGAGAACACGGACAACAUGACACAUCUAGAAGCUCAGAACAAGAUCAAAGCAUGUGUGGACCAGCUGCUGCUCUCUGUGAACAGAGCUGAAGGGAAGACCUGGUCCCCCCCUGUCCUGGAAGAUGGCAAGGCUCAAGCAUACAGGAUCAACAUCGAGCCGGACCCACAGGACAGUGGCCCUGCCCAGAGCAGGAGGUCGAUGCCCCAUGGGUCUGGGGGCAGCCCUGUGGACAGCAAGCAGAUGCUGAACGUGCAGCAUCACCAACCAACCCGGCUUUACGCCAGCAACAGCCCCGAGUCAGCCCUUCCAGGCCAGCUGAGCGGACUCCACAUCACUCCUGCCCACAGCAUUGACCCCGUGAAGUCUCUCCCACGGAACAGAAAUGGGAUUGAUGUGGAGUCAGAUGUCUACAAGAUGCUUCAGGAUUAUGAAAAGCCCAUUUCAGAGCCAAAGCAGUCUGGAUCCUUCCGGUACUUGCAGGGCAUGUUGGAGGCCAGUGAGAAUGGUGAAAAACUCGACAAACUGAGCAACCCCCGGAACAUCAAAUCCCCGGUGCCAAAGCUUGGUGGCCCCAUGUCUGGGCUGCAGAUGCUUCCCGAGUGCACCCGCUGCAGGAACGGGAUCGUGGGCACCAUCGUCAAGGCUCGGGACAAGCUCUACCACCCCGAGUGCUUCAUGUGUGACGACUGUGGCCUCAACCUGAAGCAGAGAGGCUAUUUCUUCAUUGAGGAGCAGCUGUACUGCGAGACGCAUGCCAAGGAGAGGGUUAAGCCCCCCGAGGGCUAUGACGUGGUGGCUGUUUAUCCAAACGCCAAAGUUGAACUCGUCUAAGCCUGGGCUGUGCUCUGGAGAGGUCGGGUGGCCCACCCACGUCCUCCUGCCUGCAAGCAGUGGGGCUCUAAUCAACCCCGAUUACCAAAGCCCAAGUUCAAAUGCCUUUUCCUAGAUAAAACCGUUUACACUUGGGAUCUCCGGGAAAUGGUGUUGAAAGCAUUCAAACAGGUUUUGCCCUUCUUUUUGACACUCUGCUUUUUGCUGUGUUGGGUUAUUAGUCUAUGCUGUAAUCUUAUCCAAGAUCUGUGUAAAUAUUGAUUAAUUCUCUACUCUCUUUCAUAUAAAACCUGUAUUCCUUUU
This is a messenger RNA of Lonchura striata (white-rumped munia), 1350 nucleotides long. RefSeq names its product PDZ and LIM domain 4 (gene PDLIM4). NCBI's taxonomy places the organism in Eukaryota, Metazoa, Chordata, Aves, Passeriformes, Estrildidae. Gene Ontology annotation, biological process: actin cytoskeleton organization; heart development; muscle structure development. Gene Ontology annotation, molecular function: actin binding; muscle alpha-actinin binding. Gene Ontology annotation, cellular component: adherens junction; filamentous actin; stress fiber. The record is from RefSeq and is a predicted model, not a curated record.